GAAUGGGGUUUCCCACCAUCACCACCCACACGAGCGGUUCUCGAUUUGCAUGAACACACACAAUAUUUCUAUAUAUAUUUACUCCUCUCAGAAAGCCUGUUUCUUCCACUUCAUCGUUUCAAUUUAUUGCUCCAUUUCACAUAAAUAACUCUCUCCGUUUCUUGUGAUGGAGCACAAGAUCUACUACCCAUGGCAAAUCGACGAAGCAAAGAAGCUGAAAAAGGAAAUUCCCCAAUUCGAAGAAAUGGCGCGAAAAUCGAAGGUGUGUGCGAGAGGGCAUUGGAGGCCGCACGAAGACGCUAGGCUGAGAGAGGUGGUCUCCCAAUUCGGCCCCCAAAACUGGAAUCUCAUCGCUGAGAAACUCGACGGUAGAUCAGGGAAAAGUUGCAGAUUGAGAUGGUUCAACCAGUUGGAUUCGAGAAUCAACCGUAAGGCUUUCAGCGAAGAGGAGGAAGAGAGGCUGCUGGCAGCGCACACAAUGUACGGAAACAAAUGGGCGAUGAUUGCUAGGUUGUUUCCUGGCAGAACAGACAACGCAGUUAAGAACCAUUGGCAUGUGAUCAUGGCCAGGAAACACAGGGAACACAACAGUGUUUACAGGAGGAGGAAACCCUCUUUUCCAAAUCCCCAAAUCCCUACUCCUUCCUCCGCUAAACCCUCUCAUUUCUUCACCAAUCUUCUAAAUGGGGAUGCAAAUGUGGAGCAUCAAUCGGAUUCCAACUCUGAAGUUUCUUCAUCUGAAUCAGCAGCCAACAGUAGGGCCAAUGUUUAUUGGUGUGGGGAAGAUGAGAAUGGGAAAUAUGACAAGGGAAACAUAGCAUUCAUUGAUUUUCUUGGAGUGGGGGCCACUUGAGAAAGAGAAAGAGAAAGAGAAAGAGAAAGAGAAAGAGAGGCUGGUUAGGAUCCUAGUUUUUAUUGCAGACAGAGUGACCGAGAAUUAGAAGGAAGAAAAGAAGCCAAAAACUAAUGAAACAAGAGUGGUCAUGUCAUGAGAGUCUAGUUAGACCUGGUAAACUGCUAAAAAAUGUGGAGCAUUUAUUGCACCUCUGUUUGGUUGCAUUGCAAAAGAGAGAAAACCAACAAAAAUCGGUGGGAUUUGCAGCAGGUAAAAAAAUAUGAGGUCCCUUCACUCUAUGUACGUAUUGUAAAUCCCAUAAAUGGUAAAAAGGGAAGAUUUUUACUGCUGUAAAACUCAUUGUAUUGUACUACUACUACUACUCCAUCAACUUUGUUAUUGCGAUUAGUAUUUUUUGUUUGUGAGGCUAAA
Messenger RNA from Salvia splendens (bonfire salvia), 1267 nucleotides. RefSeq names its product transcription factor CSA. Gene Ontology annotation, cellular component: nucleus. Gene Ontology annotation, molecular function: DNA-binding transcription factor activity, RNA polymerase II-specific; RNA polymerase II cis-regulatory region sequence-specific DNA binding. Bases 167 to 853 code for a protein of 228 amino acids. Gene Ontology annotation, biological process: regulation of DNA-templated transcription. The record is from RefSeq and is a predicted model, not a curated record. The transcript has 4 exons. NCBI's taxonomy places the organism in Eukaryota, Viridiplantae, Streptophyta, Magnoliopsida, Lamiales, Lamiaceae.